UCGCCCGGGAAUCGCCUGACUAGACUAUUUAAACUGCGCUCACAAGUUUCAACCACCAAGUAUUCUUUAUCUCUCGCUGUAGCUAACAAGUUUUGUACGAUGAAGUUCCAUUAUGGAUGGAUAAUAUUCUGUUUCAUCUUACAUUCAAAGUUCAACAAUGCAAAACUUUUACUAGUUCAAGUUCUAGCGCAUCACACAGAGUGCAAUCCACAUCCAGGCGUCAUCAAUUCGUUAUUUCCUCACAUGCCUGACAUCAUCAAUAGUUCUUACAUACUGGAGGGCCCCAGCCAGUUGACGAGCAAUGGGAAAAUGGAUGCAUGGAAAUUAGGAGUCUACUUCCGUCAGACCUAUGAAGAUUUAUAUUACCAUAGCAGAAUUUAUUUCCGUCCAGAGCGUGUAGACGCGCCAUUAGAAACAACCUGUCUCAUGGCGCGCGGAAUAUUUCUAAAGAAUUCUCUCGACGAUAACUGUGUCGAAUUGAAAAAUAGAAACAACUUAUGGUUCGAUAUAAAUUACUUGAAAAUGGAUCCACUGUACAGUGGCUGGUUCAAAUGUCUAGAUCCAGUUGGAUUUGGUCAAAUCCCGCCUGAAGACGUAAAUAAAAACCUGGAAGCCGCUUACGAGUACAUGUUCAAUCAGACGGGGAGCAAAUUCGACAAGUUCUAUCGAAGUGGGAUCCUGUAUCGCCAGUUUCGUGCAAUGGAGAGUGUUGGCAUUACUUUAGAGCCCUGGAUGGAACGAAUAUAUCCUGAUGGAAUAUUGAAGAAUCUCACUAUUGAUGAGUAUGCGCAGCAGUCCGCCGGGUCUGCGAAGCUUCGCCUGAAUGGAGGUGCCCACAUCGGAAUUUUCUUACGCAAUGUUAACAAUUACUUGGAUGGUUUGGACCUAAGGAAACUAUUUAUUUUCGUGGGAGACGAUAUCCAUAUUGUCGGACUUCUCAAUAUUCUGAAAGUUUAUGACAACAACCACAUUCCUAAUUAUGGCAGUUAUAUUGUAUUAGAGUUGCACAAUAUUGAAAAUAAAUUGGUUGUCAGGGCCAAGUACAACAAUGGCACAUCUGUGACGGAACCACCUGCGCCGCUUGUAAUUCCUGGAUGUUCGGAGGAUUGUCCGCUACAGGAAUUUGAAGUAAUUUUGGGUCAACAUAUACUAUAUACACAUUUUCAUAAACUCAAAUGCAAUAUGUGAAGUAUUUGGAGAAUGUCGCUCAAAAUGUUGACUUUUAAUUUGACCUUUGUUAUGAUUAUAAUGGAUGAUAGUUAAAAUGAAUAAUUUAUUUCCAGUGGGUUAUUUGAAAUGUUUCGUAUAAACCGCUCAUUAAUUUCGUCAAUGACAUGGUAUGGUAUUGUGACGCAUUCGACGUGGGCUAUUAUUGUCGCGUAUUUGACGAAUAUUUGUUGUGAUGGAUGAAGACUUAUUCAAUAGUGUCUCUUGGAAUGUUUAUCGUAGAUCCGUUGAUCGGUGUUGUGAAGGAGAUUGUGUAGAAAUGGUGAUUAUCGGUUUAGUGUGUUUGUUUUUUUGAGAACAAAGAAUCCAUUCACUUUCCCCUUAUUUUCUCUUGUUGACGUUGAAAAUUUCAUUGAAAUUUGAAUUUUUGGGAUGAAUUUUUCAUGGGAUGAAUAUGUUUUGGGAUGAAAUUGUUUGGGAUGAGUUGUCUGGGAUGAAUUCAUCUAGACCCCGAAUGCAAGGUCUAGUUUUUCGGUCAAUGCACAAAGGGCGCCAAGUAUCCCACACACUUUUCAAUGGAUCGCACAAGGAUAGUGUGCAUCAUCUGGCCAUCUUUGUUCAAUGCCUAUGACUAAUGGAGUGGGUGCACUUCUGCCGCCGUCUAAGUUUGGAAUAAUUUUCGAAUAAAAUAUCUUUCUUGGAUGAGCUGUAAAUUUACAGAACACAUUGUUUCUUUAUUUUUGAUGUUCAAAUGUUAACACCUUCAAUUUUUUGAAAUGUUUCGAUUUUUUCUCUGCAACCGGCGACGGUGGCUGAAGUGGUUAAAUCGCUCGCCCGGACGGCGAGACCUGCGAGGCGCGGGUUCGAGUCCGGCUUGGGGCAGUUGGGAUUUUUAAUCUUUUGGAAACCGUCGAACGGAACUCUAGACACCGAGAAUCAUCGGAGAAGUGUUAGGAAAACAUUCUCGACCAAGCUUUUCCCAUGGUUUCGUUUGGUCAGUGGGAGAGUCUGUAUGUGCACUGAGAGA
This is a messenger RNA of Diachasma alloeum, 2194 nucleotides long. Its product is annotated as venom acid phosphatase Acph-1. NCBI's taxonomy places the organism in Eukaryota, Metazoa, Arthropoda, Insecta, Hymenoptera, Braconidae. The coding region runs from base 100 to 1188 and encodes 362 amino acids. The transcript is spliced from 4 exons. Gene Ontology annotation, biological process: dephosphorylation. The record is from RefSeq and is a predicted model, not a curated record. Gene Ontology annotation, molecular function: phosphatase activity.